GACAAUUAUUACAACAAUUGUUUCAAUGCUAAUCUAUCAUUAUUUUAAAUGGAAACGCCUACUAAACUACUGGUCCUCUCGUAAUGUUAGCGGUCCGAAACCGUUACCGAUUUUCGGUAAUUUAUUGGCAAAAUUUUUCAUACCUAAACCCCAACUGGAAUUGCAAUGGUAUCGACAGUUUGGACGACUAUACGGGACAUACACUGGCGAUAAACCUGACCUAACCGUUGCCCAACCGGAUCUCAUCAAACAAAUACUGGUCAAAGAUUUUCACCGAUUUCGCAAUCGUCGGGAUAACGGCAGUUCCCGAUCCAAUGAACCGAUAGCCAAAAAUAUGUUUAGCUCGCGGGACGACACGUGGAAACGUAUCCGUGCCAUAGCAUCGCCAACGUUUACUUCGGGGAAACUGCGCAAACUUUAUCCACUGAUUGGCCAGUGUUGCGAUGAUUUUAUCGGACAUUUGGAUGGUAUGGUCAAUAACCAACGGGACAGUAGUGGUCGUAUUGAAUUGAAAAAACUAAUGGGCCAAUUGACUAUGGAUGUUAUAGCCCGGUGCGCAUUCGCUACCAAACCCAAUACAUAUACCGAUCAGGCCGAUAGCGACCAGUUUACCCGAUCGGCAAACAGUAUAUUCGCGAUACCCGUCUGGCGAUUAGUAUUGCUGACUGUAUUGCCGACCCGUGUCUGGCAUUGGCUAACGUUUAUUAGUCGACGACUAUUACGCGCAGCCGUCGGUAGUGAUACGGCUGGUCCCGAGUUUUUUGUCCAAUUGGGCCGCAAAUUGAUGGCCGAACGGCGCCACAAUCAGGUCAAACACAACGAUUUUUUGCAACUACUGAUGGAUGUCGAGCACAACAACACCAAUAAUAAUAAUUCAAACAGUGUUAAGCACCGGGAGUCUAGCGACCAGUACGAAGCACAUCACGUCAAUGAAGACGAUACCGAUCAACUCCAGGCCAAUCAGGAAGCCCUGAGCCAUGUAUUGGCCAAACGGCUGACUGAGGACGAAAUCCUUGGCCAAUGUUUCCUGUUUUUCAUUGCCGGCUACGAAACAACUGCCACAACACUAGCCUUCUGUACGUAUGAGUUGGCAUUGAAUCCCCGACUACAGGACAGGCUAUACGAUGAGAUUAACGGUGCGAUCCACGAAAACAAUGGCCAACCAAUAGAUUACGAACAACUAGCGAGUCUACCGUUUCUCGAUUCGCUAAUCGCGGAAACAUUGCGAAAAUAUCCGUUAUUUUUGCGUUUAGAACGGGAGGCCAUGGAUGACAUACAACUGGGCGAUGACGACAGCACUGGUAUUCAAGUGGAAAAGGGAACCGUAUGCGAGAUACCGGUCUAUGCUAUACAUCACGAUCCCCAGUACUAUCCUGAACCCGACCGAUUCAAUCCCGAUCGGUUUAUGCCCGCCAAUCGUCCGCUAAUCAAACCCUAUACAUACCUGCCGUUUGGUUCGGGUCCCAGAAAUUGUAUUGGUAUGCGAUUUGCAUUGUUAGAGUCAAAGCUAACGUUGGCUAAACUGUCCAAACGUUACCGAUUCAGACGACUACCCGCCGAAACCGAUGUCCCCGUUGUCUACAAUAAAGGUAUUGAUUUUUUACAAUCCCGACGGCUAGUGGUUGGCAUUGAAAAACGGGACGAGAAUUAA
Oppia nitens is the source of this 1651-nucleotide messenger RNA. Its product is annotated as cytochrome P450 3A11-like. The record is from RefSeq and is a predicted model, not a curated record. Gene Ontology annotation, molecular function: oxidoreductase activity, acting on paired donors, with incorporation or reduction of molecular oxygen; heme binding; iron ion binding. NCBI's taxonomy places the organism in Eukaryota, Metazoa, Arthropoda, Arachnida, Sarcoptiformes, Oppiidae. The transcript is spliced from 3 exons. The coding region runs from base 26 to 1651 and encodes 541 amino acids.